AUGGGGACUGCACGGGUGAACCCCAGUAGUUCGACCGUCUUCGUUCCUGGAUCUGGAGAAGAGAAUCCCGUACGCGCGGCAUAUAUUACCUCACUGGAGUCACAGAUAUCUUCCUUACGGGAUGAGCUCGCUACAGUAUACAAGACCCAAGGCCAGAAUGCACAGAGGUUAUUGGCGAUGAAUGAGACGCUUCGUGAGAAGGAGGAAUUAUCGCGAGUGGACUCCGAAAACCUCAGAAAAUCUCGCGAUGAGAUUGUGACGUUGCGAAAGAAGGUGGACCAGCACAACGAGCUAAUGGCCGAAAAGGAUCGCACCGCUCAGAUCCUACAUGAUGAGAUCAACACUCUGCAGCUAGAGCUCAGUCAGAUUGAGGAGCGAAAUUCGCAACUCGGUAAGGAUAACGCGAAGCUUCUCCAGCGUUGGUUAGAUGCAAAGCAGGCGGAGGUGAACAAAAUGAACGAGGCGAAUGAGUUCUACGAGGACAUGCAGUCACGUCGACAAGAGGUGACGAAUUCGACGCCAGAUUCCGGUGCAAGCGCGGAGGAAAAUGCGGAAGUGCAGUCGCUUUCAGAGUCGGGAAACGAGGAGGAGAAGGAGGAAUCUGGGGCGGCGACGACGAAGGAUGGGACGCCAUCUCCACCGGAGACGGGCGUGAGUCAGACGCCGAAUGGUUGA
Molecule: messenger RNA, 675 nt
Organism: Fibroporia radiculosa
Lineage: Eukaryota; Fungi; Basidiomycota; Agaricomycetes; Polyporales; Fibroporiaceae
Exons: 3
Coding region: 1-675 (224 amino acids)
Source: RefSeq, a predicted model, not a curated record